This is a messenger RNA of Petromyzon marinus (sea lamprey), 2323 nucleotides long. Its product is annotated as transcription factor AP-2-epsilon-like. Gene Ontology annotation, biological process: regulation of transcription by RNA polymerase II; anatomical structure development; regulation of cell population proliferation. NCBI's taxonomy places the organism in Eukaryota, Metazoa, Chordata, Hyperoartia, Petromyzontiformes, Petromyzontidae. Gene Ontology annotation, molecular function: RNA polymerase II transcription regulatory region sequence-specific DNA binding; DNA-binding transcription factor activity, RNA polymerase II-specific. Gene Ontology annotation, cellular component: nucleus. The record is from RefSeq and is a predicted model, not a curated record.
UCUGCAGCAGCAACCACUCAGCAGCAGCAACAACUCAGCAGCAGCAGCAACCACUCAGUAGCAACAACUCAGUAGCAACUCAGCAGCAACAACAACAGCAGUAGCAGCAGCAGCAACAACAGCAAUAUUGUUAUUGCAAUUGCACGGAGGAGCUGGGCGCGUAAAUACAAACUUGUAGAUGACAAGAGUCGUCGCGUAGCGGUGCACAGCACACGCGUGCCAAUUUGCCCCGUGACUUUUGUAAUUUUAUAUAUAAGAUAUUUAUUUUAGAGUGGCGGCGGCGGUGGUGGGUGUGGGCAAAUUUUAUCGCUUUUUUUUUUUAAAUCUGAGAGCCUCUGACUGCAUUCGUCCCAAAUGCUGGUUCACACGUACGCGGCCAUGGAGCGAGCCGACAUGGUGGGGUCCCACGGAGCCGGCCGCCUGGCCGCUCAGCUGGGCCAGGCCGGUGGGCCCUACUCGGGCAGCGCCCCACCGCUCUCCCACUCUCACUCGGCGGCCGCGGCGGCCGCGGCAGCCGCGGCCGCCGCAGCCGCUGCAGCGGCGGCCGACUUCCAGCCGCCCUACUUCCCCCCGCCGUACCAACCGCUCGCCUACGCGCAGUCCCAGGACCCCUACGGCGCCACCCCCCACGACCCGUUCGGAGCGCUAAACCCCCUGCACCAGCACAACGCCCUGCACCACCAUCACCAUCACCACCACAACAACCACCACCACCACGCGCACCAGAGCCAACAGGCGGCGUGGCAGCAGCAGCAGCAGCAAGCAAACGCGGCUCAGAGACAGGCCACACCAGAGGCGGCCAAUGCGCACGGCCACGCUCAUGGAGGUGGUGGUGGUGGUGGAGGAGGAGGUGGUAGUGGAGGUGGAGGCCACGGACACGGCCACACGGGGCCAUCGCAUCACCACCACCACGGGGCGGUGAGCGGCGGAGCGGGCGCGCAGCACGCGAUACUGCCCGCUCACUCCGCGGCGUCGACCCGAGCCUUGGUCACGCAGCUGUCGGGCGGACUGGAGUCGAGGAGAGACUACGGCACCCCGCGGCGGCCGGACAUUCUCCUGCACGGCUCCGGUGGGGGGCCGCCGGGGGGGGGGCUCGAUGUGUCGCUCGCGGACGGACUCACGCUCGCGGGACUCGUUCAUCAGCACAUGGACGACAUGCAGGUGGAAGAUGCCGUAAACUUGAAUCUUGUGGAUCAAUCGGUCAUCAAGAAAGCGGCGCUGUCAGGCGGCAAGUCGGCCGGCGCGCUGUCCCUGGGCAAGGACGGACUGAUGAGCGCCAUGCACGGGAACCCCUCGGAGGUGUUCUGCUCCGUGCCGGGCCGCCUCUCGCUGCUCAGCUCGACGUCCAAGUACAAGGUGACCGUGGGCGAGGUGCAGAGGCGCCUGUCGCCGCCGGAGUGUCUCAACGCCUCGUUGCUGGGCGGCGUGCUGCGCCGAGCCAAGUCAAAAAACGGGGGCCGCUCGCUGCGAGAGAAACUCGACAAGAUCGGCCUGAACCUCCCGGCAGGGCGACGCAAGGCAGCCAACGUGACGCUCCUGACGUCACUCGUGGAGGGCGAGGCGAUCCACCUGGCGAGAGACUUCGGCUACGUGAGCGAGACGGAGUUCCCCGCCAAGGCGGCCGCCGAGUACCUCACGCGGCAGAACACCGACCCCGGAGACCUGCACGGGCGGAAGAGCAUGCUGCUCGCCACCAAACAAAUCUGCAAGGAGUUUACGGAGCUGAUGUCCCAGGACCGGACGCCGCUGGGCAACGCGAGGCCCCCGCCGAUCCUGGAGCCCGGCGUUCAAGCGGCCCUGUCUCACUUCAGCCUCAUCACGCACGGCUUCGGCGGCCCGGCCAUCUGUGCGGCGCUCACGGCCUUCCAGAACUACCUCACGGAGGCCCUCAAAGCCACGGACAAGCUGUACCUGAACAGCCCACAGCAGCAGCAGCAGGGUGGAGGGAGCCCGCAGAGCAAGAUCGGGAACGGAGACAAGGAGGAGAAGCGGCGGAAGUGACCGCAUCUCGGUGCGAAUUUGUUCGCUGGUUUUCACGAACAUUCACCUUCAUUUUAUUGUCAAAUUUUCUCUCAUUGUUAAAAUCAUCGUCGCCGUCGUCCUCGUCUCCUCCUACUCUGAAGUUGUUGUUGUUGUUAGCGAGAGUCACGUUCUACCUACCGCUGGAUGAAAGCCUCCCCAAGCCGCCACCCUCCCCCCCCCCCCACCUGACCGUGCCAUCACCGCGACCACCGCCAUCUCUCGUGGACCUGCAAACCCACGCGGCGUUCGCACUCGUGAGAGGAGUCUCACCGCUCCUCCCUUCUCUGUGCGGUGGUGGCGG